Molecule: messenger RNA, 920 nt
Organism: Penicilliopsis zonata CBS 506.65
Lineage: Eukaryota; Fungi; Ascomycota; Eurotiomycetes; Eurotiales; Aspergillaceae
Exons: 3
Coding region: 234-890 (218 amino acids)
Source: RefSeq, a predicted model, not a curated record
UCUUGAAGAGCAGUCUGGACGAUCUGGCGGGGCUGGAUGCGCUCUUUGGCGAGAUGAAGCAGGGACGGCAGUUUGGAAAGCUGGUCUUGGAGUUUGCGGAUGCGGAAAGCAAGCUGUAGCUCUUUCCUAACACACUUCACAAUACUUCAACAACACUUCCAGGUUGCUUCUUGUGGACUCUCUCAACAUUGUUAACCUAAAUCGAAUCAAACAUUUGUUAGCAUUGUACCACCAUGGAUCAUAUCACCUAUCUGUAUGGCCCCGGCAUGUCCUUUUAUCUCGAUCCAUUUUCUCUAGAGCCCCAACCACCCCUCACGAGUUAUUCGCUUGCCCUGGCCGCGCUCGAGAGUAGCAACCACGACCUCGAAGCCAAGGUGUCCAAGAUCUUCUCCAACCUGCAGGACCUCCAACGCGACCUGUCUCGUGUCCAGCGGCACGCAUUGGCCUUCCACCACGAGCUCCUCGUCACCUGGCAGGCGGAUAUCCUCACCCGGUUGAUCGAGGUCGUAUACUCGUAUCUUGGGCGGAAGCUGCCCUUUGGCGGGGGCGCACAUCAGACUCUUCCAGACGACGAGCAGCAGGCCCCUCCCCCUCAUCCUCCUCCAGACCGCGAGCUGAUGACCCGCGCGUACGUCACGGCGGCGGAGAGGAUCCAGAAGCAUGUGCUUCGUCGUCAACUUGGCUUGUCGGCGCGGUACCACUCGGCUUUGAGGAAGUAUAGUGAGGUCGCCGAGUUCCGCAGCUCCGACCCUUUCCACACGGAGCAGGCCUUUGCACAAUGGCUGGUGAGUAUUCGCGGGAAGAGCUCGGGCUCGUAUGGAUUCUGGGCCAAGCUAUUUCCCAUCUGCUAUGGGCGAGGGGUGGACGAGAGUGCGCAGCAGUCUGUGUAGUGUUAGCAGCCGGUGUCGGCAGGACAGUUU